AUGUCCGACCCCUCCGACGUUUGGCAGAACUCGGCUCCCGCCGGUGACAACUACCGCGAGCAGCGUGACGGUUCGCCCCGCGCUCCCUCGCCCCGCCGCGACGAGCGCGAGCGUGAGCGUUCGCCUCCUCCGCGUCGCGACCGGUCGCGCUCGCCGGGCCGCAACGGCGGCGGUGAGGACCGUGGGGACCGUGGAGACCGUGGGGACCGUGGCCGCGGCGAGGACGGCUCCACUAACAAGGGUAACAACCUGCACGUCAGUGGGCUUGCGCGCUCGAUUACCGACCGCGUUCUCGAGGACCACUUCUCCAAGUGCGGCAAGAUCAUCAAGGCCCAGAUCAUGCUCGACCCCCACACCCAGGAGUCGCGUGGCUUCGGCUUUGUCAUGUUUGAAACCUCGGCCGAGGCUGAGGCCGCCAUCUCCGAGUUCUCGGGCAAGGACUUUGAGGGCCGCGUGAUCACCAUCACCCACGCCAAGCGUGGCCGCGCGCGUACCCCCACGCCGGGCCGCUACCACGGCGUCAAGUAUGACCGCCCUGGAUUCGGCGGCGGCGGCGGCGGCCGCUACGGUGGCGGUGGCGGCUACGGUGGUGGCUACGGCGGUGGUGGCGGCUACGGCGGUCAUGACGAGCGUCCUUACCAGCCCCGCUCGUACGAUGCGCGUUACUCUGACCGCGGCCCGCGUGGCUAUGAUGACCGCUACGAUGACCGCCGUGGCGGUGGUGGUGGUGGUGGUGGCCGUUAUGAUGACCGCCGUGGCGGCUACGACCGUCACGAUGACCGUCGCGGCGGUGGUGGCGGCGGUGGUUAUGAUGACUACCGUCGCGGUCCCCCUCCUGACCGUUAUGAUGACAGGCCUCCUCGCGACGACCGCCCGCCUCGCGGUGGGUAUGACGAGCGCCCUCGUUACUAA
Cutaneotrichosporon cavernicola is the source of this 912-nucleotide messenger RNA. RefSeq lists its product as uncharacterized. Gene Ontology annotation, molecular function: RNA binding. The coding region runs from base 1 to 912 and encodes 303 amino acids. The transcript has 5 exons. Gene Ontology annotation, cellular component: spliceosomal complex. Lineage: Eukaryota; Fungi; Basidiomycota; Tremellomycetes; Trichosporonales; Trichosporonaceae. Gene Ontology annotation, biological process: positive regulation of mRNA splicing, via spliceosome. The record is from RefSeq and is a predicted model, not a curated record.